AUGGAGCUUGGUUCAGGUGACAGUAGUCCCCAAGGAGACCAUGGGUCCAUGUCCCAGCAGUGCCCUGGAUCUAGGGUGCCAACAGGGAUGCAGCUGCACAGCAUAAAGGACCAAACUGCUGAGAAGGCCACUGUCACCAAGAGACCCCAGACAGAGGGACAGCAGCAGCAGGUGACCACCAAUUUUUACAUUUACCAGAUGCUGUUUUCCAGAGCAACUUACAGUAGUGAGUGGACACAUUUAUGUACUUUUUCCCGUGCUGGUCCCCCAUGGGAAUUGAACCCACAACGUUGCAAGCGUCAUGCUCUACCAACUGAGCCACACGGGACCCCGUGUGCUUAUGCCUUUCACUGUAUAAUCAUUAACAAUGAAACAAUUUGUGUAACAGUACAUAUCUUUUCGAUUAAAAGAUAAACUGACAUACCUAAUCAUUGUCAUGGCUCAUUGUUGACUUUCUUUUAAUCAACAGGGCCAAGAAAAGUCCCCCAGGAGAGAUCAGGAUAUGAAAAAGAAGAAGACAAGGAGAGGUAACAGAAGAAAAAAGAAAGAAAUGAAAAAUCAAGUUGACAGGGAUCCUCAGAGUACACUGGGAAAGGAGGAGAUGGAGACCCAAACCGACCAGGUGUGUCAAACCAUGGAAACACAGACACAAGAACACAACCAAGACCAACACCAAGCUGAAACCAGUCAACAACAGUUUCAACAGGACCAGUUCAUGCAUCAGACAAAUGAUACAAAACAAACGCAUGUCAAGGAUGCUAAGAGAGUUCAGGCCCAGACUCAAACAAAUCAACCUAAUGGCAAGAACCAGGCAACUCAGACCCCUAUAGUUGUUCAGAACACACAGCAGACACAGACAGAACCCUCUGAUUCCACUCAGCCAAUAAAUCAGCAAACUCAGAACAGCGAUGGAGCAGGCAGUGAAGGAGCAGCAUCAGAACCACCUAAGGGGGAGAAUCCAAACUCCACCGAAGGGGUAAAGAGUAAGCCCGAAUCAGAGAAAGGGGUACAACAUUCAGGAGAAAGCUCAGGGAGUCCCGCAGCCUGCCAGGUAGAAAGGGGAGUCAAAUCAACCACCAAGUCUUAUGCUGAAGCUGCAGCGGAAAAUAAAAAGACUGAGAAGGGGUCGAUGGAGCCGAGUCCUCAGACUUCAGAUCAAGGCAAAAAGGAUUCCAAGAGUAGAGGAAGUCGGUAAGCUGGCAAUAGGUUUAUGGCAUGCUGUUAUUGUUUAAAAAAAAUAUAUAUAUAUACACUACCAGUCAAAGGUUUGGACACACCUACUCAUUCAAGGGUUUUUCUUUAUUUCUAUAUUGUAGAAUAAGACAUCAAAACUAUGAAAUAAAACGUAUAAUAACACUUUUUUUGGUUAGUACAUGAUUCCAUAUGUGUUAUUUCAUAGUUUUGAUGUCUUCACUAUUAUUGUAGAAAAUAGUAAAAAUAAAGAAAAACCCUUGAAUGAGUAGGUGUUCUAAAAAUGUUGACCCGGUAGAGUGUGUGUGUGUGUGUGUGUAUAUAUACAGUGGGGAGAACAAGUAUUUGAUACACUGCCGAUUUUGCAGGUUUUCCUACUUACAAAGCAUGUAGAGGUCUGUAAUUUUUAUCAUAGGUACACUUCAACUGUGAGAGGCGGAUUCUAAAACAAAAAUCCAGAAAAUCCCAUUGUAUGAUUUUUAAGUAAUUAAUUUGCAUUUUAUUGUUACCUGUAUAAAAGACACCUGUCCACACACUCAAUCAAACAGACUCCAACCUCUCCACAAUGGCCAAGACCAGAGAGCUGUGUAAGGACAUCAGGGAUAAAAUUGUAGACCUGCACAAGGCUGGGAUGGGCUACAGGACAAUAGGCAAGCAGCUUGGUGAGAAGGCAACAAUUGUUGGCGCAAUUAUUAGAAAAUGGAAGAAGUUCAAGAUGACGGUCAAUCACCCUCGGUCUGUGGCUCCAUGCAAGAUCUCACCUCGUGGGGCAUCAAUGAUCAUAAGGAAGGUGAGGGAUCAGCCCAGAACUACACGGCAGGACCUGGUCAAUGACCUGAAGAGAGCUGGGACCACAGUCUCAAAGAAAACCAUUAGUAACACACUACGCCGUCAUGGAUUAAAAUCCUGCAGCGCACGCAAGGUCCCCCUGCUCAAGCCAGCGCAUGUCCAGGCCCGUCUGAAGUUUGCCAAUGACCAUCUGGAUGAUCCAGAGGAGGAAUGGGAGAAGGUCAUGUGGUCUGAUGAGACAAAAAUAGAGCUUUUUGGUCUGAACUCCACUCGCCGUGUUUGGAGGAAGAAGAAGGAUGAGUACAACCCCAAGAACACCAUCCCAACCGUGAAGCAUGGAGGUGGAAACAUCAUUCUUUGGGGAUGCUUUUCUGCAAAGGGGACAGGACGACUGCACCAUAUUGAGGGGAGGAUGGAUGGGGCCAUGUAUCGCGAGAUCUUGGCCAACAACCUCCUUCCCUCAGUAAGAGCAUUGAAGAUGGGUCGUGGCUGAGUCUUCCAGCAUGACAACGACCCGAAACACACAGCCAGGGCAACUAAGGAGUGGCUCCGUAAGAAGCAUCUCAAGGUCCUGGAGUGGCCUAGCCAGUCUCCAGACCUGAACCCAAUAGAAAAUCUUUGGAGGGAGCUGAAAGUCCGUAUUGCCCAGCGACAGCCCCGAAACCUGAAGGAUCUGGAGAAGGUCUGUAUGGAGGAGUGGGCCAAAAUCCCUGCUGCAGUGUGUGCAAACCUGGUCAAGACCUACAGGAAACGUAUGAUCUCUGUAAUUGCAAACAAAGGUUUCUGUACCAAAUAUUAAGUUCUGCUUUUCUGAUGUAUCAAAUACUUAUGUCAUGCAAUAAAAUGCAAAUUAAUUACUUAAAAAUCAUACAAUGGGAUUUUCUGGAUUUUUGUUUUAGAUUCCGUCUCUCACAGUUGAAGUGUACCUAUGAUAAAAAUUAAAGACCUAUACAUGCUUUGUAAGUAGGAAAACCUGCAAUAUCGGCAGUGUAUCAAAUACUUGUUCUCCCCACUGUAUAUAUAUAUUAUAUAAUAAAAAUCAACAAAAAUAUUUUCCUCUUCAAAACAAUGAGUAACAUAACUACUUCUUCUGUAUUACAAAAAAAAAAAAAAUACAUCUGUGUUGUUUUAUACUCUCAACUUCAACAGAGAGCGGUCCCCAGUAAGGUGUCCUCCUGGGGUUCCUAAGUUCACCUUUCAUAUCUACACUGUGCUGGACAAGAAGUUCAGGUUUAACCGAGAAUAUGACACACUGUUGUUGCACCACGGAAAUGGAUAUAUGUCCUUGAAAAUUGAACAUUUCAUGUGAGUGUGCAUAAUGUUCUGAUUGGGUCUGAUACAAAGCUACAAACAACCACAUACUGUAUAUAUGAAAUACAAUACAAGCAUAUUAAAUAAUGCAUAUUUCUAUGUUUAGGGACUGUCAAAAAGGCUAUCUAAUAGAAGCAAGUCUCUCAGUAGCAGAAAGCUUCAUGACCAGGGGACACAUUUUGACUUACCAAUAUGGUGUGCAGCAACGGCAGAAACAGAGUGUGGAGAUCGCCACAAGGCAUAUUGAAAUUCCAUACGAUCCACAAGUAAUAGGUAAGAACUAGUGUGUCCUACAUGCAUUUAGUGAUGAACUUAUACCAAUCAAUGUACUACUGUAUUUAAUUUUCAUGUCUUUUUUAGAGCUAUCAGAGUUAAUCAGUUAACUCGAGUUAACUUUUAGUAGCUUUCAGGGCUCCUUUUUUUUUGUGAUUAAUCGCAUUGUCUGAAAGCGUUCAUAAUACACUGAAAACAAAAUACAUAAUAUUUUUGGGAUGUUAAGAUAACAGCUAAAAACAACAAUACCAUGUCAAAACAAGUUAACAUUGAGGUUAAAGAAGUGUGAUUUAUCAAUUUACCAAAUUUUACUAACCAUUACUUUUGACAAAAUCAAGACUUCAAUUUGAGCAAAUUCUUAAAUCAUAUAUAUUUUUUUUAUAUCGUUUGACAGGUCUACUGUUUUUUUUACUAUGUAACCUCACUACCUGUAAUGUCAUUUUUCUAUCCAGAGUUGCACCUUUAUGAAGGUCACAUUAAUACGAUGGAGGGGUGGUCUCUCCAAGGCUGGCUCAAAAGUUGGACUAAAACAAAGGGGAUGGAGAUUUCAGAAGCCUGGAAAACAUCUGCUAAUGUCUUGCUGGACAGAGUCUUCCAAAAAUGGCUUCCAUCCAAGAACGAGAGCACCCAGCACUUAGUCAAGAACUUAAAACAUCUUCUCCAGAGUUUCAGCUCAGCUGCCCAGCGGGUACUCUACCCAGACAAUUCAACACCCCCCCCGAUCAAGGUUGGUAUAGCAACAAUGUUUGACAUUUUUUAUAAAAAAAUCGAUGACUGUAGGAGACAGUAAAUCUGGGUAGAUGCUGUAUUCACCACAGUUUUCUCUACUCUUUCUGCACAGGCUUCAGAGUUGAUUUCUGAGCGUUUGCUGCAGCUCAUGCAUGCUGAGUCCCAGGGAACGUCACAAAAGGGCAACCCUCUUCUGCUGGGCUUGUCUGUGUUCAUGGUCUGCACAGCUUGUGGAAUAGAUCUUGGAGUGAAAGGCUGGGCAGAGCUUUGUCGUCUGGUGUCCUCGAGCACUGCGUUGGACAACAAAAGCAUUGAGGGAUUGCGGAUGAUCUCACAGCCCCGCAAUAGUAAGCAUGCACAUUAGGAUUCAUUUUGUUUUGUACUUGUACUAACCCUAACCUAACCCUUGAAGAAAAUAUCAAAAUGAUAAUCACAUAUGUACACUUAUUUUAACACUGCAACCGUUUAUGUGUUCCCUUUCAGUACUGUGGUUGGUCUGAUGAACCACCUUGCGCAGAAGGUGGUCUCAGAGCUUCCCCUGCUCAUUCCUCUACUGCACACGCUCAGACAGCCGGGAGCAGACGCUGGCAGCCUUGGUCCUACUAUAGAGGAGGAGAACUGGGCAGGGCUUGAACAUGUUCAGUUCAACAACUUCAGAGAGAGGAUCAGAAGCUUUUCUGACAAAAGAAGGUUUGUCCAAUUAUCCCUCAAAGUGUCUCAAAACUCUAUUUGAGUGGUCCACAAUGUGCUUUUUAAAUCUGUAUUUUGUAUUGUGAAUAAUUGUAUCAUUGUGGAGUAAAACUUAAAUAAAUUAAAUGUAAAUAACAAAAAUGUUACUCUUUCUAACUCUGCAUAUACAGUUGAAGUCAGAAGUUUACAUACACUUAGGUUAGAGUCAUUAAAACUCGUUUUUCAACCACUCCACAAAUUUCUUGUUAACAAACUAUAGUUUUGGCAAGUCGGUUAGGACAUCUAUUUUGUGCAUGACACAAGUCAUUUUUCCAACAAUUGUUUAUAGACAGAUUAUUUCACUUAUAAUUUACUGUAUCACAAUUCCAGUGGGUCAGAAGUGUACAUACACUAAGUUGACUCUGCCUUUAAACAGCUUGGAAAAUUCCAGAAAAUGAUGUCAUGGCUUUAGAAGCUUCUGACAGGCUAAUUGACAUCAUUUGAGUCAAUUGGAGGUGUACCUGUGGAUGUAUUUCAAGGCCUACCUUCAAACUCAGUGCCUCUUUGCUAAACAUCAUGGGAAAAUCAAAAGAAAUCAGCCAAGACCUCAGAAAAAAAAUUUUAGACCUCCACAAGUCUGGUUCAUCCUUGGGAGCAAUUUCCAAAUGCCUGAAGGUACCACGUUCAUCUGUACAAACAAUAGUACGGAAGUAUAAACACCAUGGGACCACGCAGCCGUCAUACUGCUCAGGAAGGAGAUGCGUUCUGUCUCCUAGAGAUGAACGUACUUUGGUGCGAAAAGUGCAAAUCAAUCCCAGAACAACAGCAAAGGACCUUGUGAAGAUGCUGGAGGAAACCGGUACAAAAGUAUCUAUAUCCACAGUAAAAUGAGACCUAUAUCGACAUAAUCUGAAUGGCAGCUCAGCAAGGAAGAAGCCACUGCUCCCAAACCACCAUAAAAAAGCCAGACUACGGUUUGCAAACUGCACAACGACAAAGAUCGUACUUUUUGGAGAAACUGUCCUCUGGUCUGAUGAAACAAAAAUAGAACUGUUUGGCCAUAAUGACCAUCAUUAUGUUUGGAGGAAAAAGGGGAUGCUUGCAAGCCGAAGAACACCAUCCCAACCGUGAAGCACGGGGGUGGCAGCAUCAUACUGUGGGGGUGCUUUGCUACAGGAGGGACUGGUGCACUUCACAAAAUAGAUGGCAUCAUGAGGAAGGAAAAUUAUGUGGAUAUAUUGAAGCAACAUUUCAAGACAUCAGUCAGGAAGUUAAAGUUUGGUCGCAAAUGGGUCUUCCAAAUGGACAAUGACCCCAAGCAUACUUCCAAAGUCUUGGCUGAUUUAUUUUGAUUUUCCCAUGAUGUCAAGCAAAGAGGCACUGAGUUUGAAGGUAGGCCUUGAAAUACAUCCACAGGUACACCUCCAAUUGACUCAAAUGAUGUCAAUUCACCUAUCAGAAGCUUCUAAAGCCAUGACAUAAUUUUCUGGAAUUUCCCAAGCUGUUUAAAGGCACAGUCAACUUAGUGUAUGUAAACUUCUGACCCACUGGAAUUGUGAUACGGUGAAUUAUAAGUGAAAUAAUCUGUCUGUAAACAAUUGUUAGAAAAAUGACUUGUGUUAUGCACAAAGUAGAUGUCCUAACCGACUUGCCAAAACUAUAGUUUGUUAACAAGAAAUUUGUGGAGUGGUUGAAAAACGAGUUUUAAUGACUCCUACCUAAGUGUAUGUAAACUUCCGACUUCAACUGUAUUCAAUUAGACUAUUAUUCCAGUUAGUUCACAUUUCGGCUUUUACCUCAGGAGAAAGACAUUACAGUACAUUGACCUCAAAUAUGCAUAACAUCGAUGACACUUUCCUCUUUGCAGUAUAAUGCUCACUUUGAUCCAGAAUCACAUUUCUGUGGCUAAAGAGAUGCCUCUGGUUUGGACCAGCUGGCUGUCCCUGGUGGCCUCUGAGGACCUUCCAGCAUUCUCCACCCUGACGGGCAUACCUCCAGAACACCUGAUCCAGAGCCUGCUGUACAGGCUUCGACAGUAUGGGGAGAAUACUGAUAACAACAAAACACAACAAAAUGUAGAGGUAAGUUAUGGAUGAUUAAUGUCUGAUAAGAUUACUCAGUUAAAGAGUAGUGCUAUUGUGGUGGAUCUUUAAAUAUUCAUUUGUGACAUUUUUAUUUCAACUUCCAGGUUACUCAAAAGAUCCUGUGCUUUGUACUGGAGAAAGUUGAAGAAGAGAAGGAAAGGUAUUGGAAUUUGAGAUCUGUGAGCGUGAGUCCUUUGAGUGUUAUAUUAUUCUGCUAUUGUAUGUGUGGUUUUUGUUUAUAGGCUAGCAAAUUCUGGAUUUGUGGACUCCAUCCUCUUGAGUUGCAUCAAUGUUCUGAAGAGCACUUGCCGGAUGGCGCGACUUGUCCCGUUCUACAAGGCGGCAGUGCUAUCCUUCCAACUAGUGCUGAAAGUAGCUGACAUUCUGGAUGCUGCACUUGCAAACGAGGUAAUUAUCUUUCCUAUAAUUUCAAUAUGGUAAUUGCUGUUGUUCUUUGAGCUCUAAUAGUACACCUAAUGUUGUGUGUGUUCCUCCCCAGACUCCGGAUGGUGAGGAGAGGAGACCUGAGCAGUCCCAGCUCUAUGAAAAGCUUGGCCAUGUGCAGCAACAUCUCAGCAAGUGGAGAGACAAUCUUCUCCACAAUGCUCUUCUGAAACAAGGAGCUCAGUCCAAAUCACUCAGCUACCCCAAAGAAAUAGAGGUACUAUAGCCAAACUAGCAGACGUACAAGACCUUAGCAGACAAUAUUUGUUCCCAGACAUUCACACAGUUUUCUGUUAAUUAUAAACAUGUUUGUAUGUGUAUGUUCACCUUGUGUUGGUAGAUGUGGGAUGCCUUCCUGAGGGUAGAAUGCUCGCUGCAGAGUGUGUCAGCCCAGUGGAGGUCCAGCCUGGACAGAGACCUGAGGAAGAGGAUCUCUAGGGUGAGUGUAUGGGCCUACGGACCAGGUCACACAUUCAGGAAACCUAGGAGAGGUUUGAGAUUUGAGAGUAGCUGGACAAAAUGGUCAUAUUCAGUCAGACACAGAUCAAACCUAGUCCGGGACUAAGGAGACAAUUCAAUGGACAUUCUUUAUUGAGAAUUAUUUUUAGUCUAGGAUUAGGCUUAAUCUGUCAGGGAAACCGGCCGGGUCAUUCCUACUGUGCGGUGCCUUUUCUGUCCCCAAAUCACUUCUUAUUUAAGUAAAAUGUGGAUUCCAAAAGGCUUUAAAUAUAAGGUCAGGUGUCCUUUACUUUAAAAACUAUGGAUCUUGAAAGGGAAUUUUAUGCAUUUUGAAAAGUUUUUUCAGUAGAUGUAGGCAUUUUUGCCAUGUCCCCGGGUGUUAUUUGUCAACUUCUAGGAUAAUUAUAAGCCGUCAAAUAAUACAAUGUUUUAAAUCUUUCAUUAUUUUAGAGUUGUGGACUUGAGUCACAUGACUUGGACUGGAGUCACAAAUUUGAGGACUUGGAUCCUCAAGACUCAGGACACGACUUUGACUUGAAACUGAUGACUUGAAAUGAUCUGGCCAGGUUUUGUAAUGUUUUGGCACUCAUUUUGUGGCACAGAGUCUACGUGGAUGACUCUCCACGCAGCCAGAGACAGUAGCCGCAGCAUCUCCCUUGCAAAAAAACCUGCAACAGAUUGGCUAGUGAAAUGCACACUCGGCAUCAGCAAACUGUCAAUCAACACAGGUCGGAUGGUGAGCUAGCGAACAGAUUGCUAAUUUGCAGUACAGCAAUAGGAUCGGGUGCAGCGCAAACAUGAAAUUAUAGGAAGAGAGGAUUGCCAUAAUGAAUAAAUAUGCAGCUCCAAAAAUGGUUUGGUGAUCAAGAAUAUGAACUGUUUACUUUGCAAGCUCAUCAGCAAUGGGGCAACAAUUACUAGCAUAGGCCUACUGGUAUUUUGGUAUGUAACAAUUGCAUGAAAUGUAUCAUUUACUUAUGAAGCUUGCAUUUGGAAUUUGUUUCAAAUGAAAUAUUACUGUUGCGACGACGCACCACAGGAGUGGCUCUUCACUUGCGCUCUCCAAACUCCCGCCAGUGGAGAGUGCUUUUUUUCUCCUAUUGAAAUGUUUGCUCUCGCUUUCACACGUUUAAAUGCAUAAGCCCUAUGUGGUAAAUCUAUAUUCCAUCUAAUAAUACAAGAAUUGCUAGCGUUUCAUCAUUCCAUCCCCGUACUGUUUAUUGCACCACGUAGACAUUUCUGUUUCAUGUUUGAUAGGCCUACGAUACACAUAUACUUGGACUUGACUCGAGUCUUGACCCGAUCUACUUGGGACUCGACUUGAGACUCGGAUCUUGUGACUUGAGACUUGGAUCUUGUGACUUGAGACUUGCUUGUGACUCGAAUAAUAGUGACUUGGUCCCACCUCUGCUAUUUUAUAGUCCUAGUUAAAAUCUCUGUAAUCAAAAACUUUUAUUUUUCAUGAUUAUUGUAUUUUUUAUUGCUGUAUUUAACAUUUUCUGUGUCCCUGAUAACACUUUCCACCCAAUUUGUAGUAAUUCUCCUUCAGAAAACAGCCCCUUCCCACAAUGACAUCACAUUCUGGAUGUGUCAUCAUUUGUUUGGUGGGAAAACAAUGGUGCAAAGCUAAAUACAUAUAAACACUCAGUUUUAUUUAUUUUUUCAUGUUUCAUGAUGAUAAUCUGUCUCACUAAUACAUUUCCACGCUGUUAGACUAAAUUAUACAGAAAAUGUAUCAAAUUUCAAAAUUUUAAAAUAUAUUUAAUAUAGAAGUUAAAACCCUCUUCACGUGUUUACCAUUAUUCUAGCGUAAUCUCAAUCACCCACAGAGCUAUGGAUAAUUCAGACUCCAAAUUUCCACCAUAUUAUCCACCCUGUUAGGAUUAUGCAAUAACAAAGGGAUUAUGCACCUAAAACGGAUUACAUUUUCUGAUCUUGACCAAUAUGUUAUUCUGAAAGUUACGAGGUCCAAAAGGCACCACAUAGUAUGAAUGACCCAGCCCUAUAUCUCCCUGAGGUCAAUCAUUUUCUCUUUGCUCCACAGGAAAGUGAUAAGGACAAGGUGGUGGUGUGCUGCCUUGAGAUAUCCGUGGAGGCUAUAGGGAAGAGCCAUGCCACCAUACAGACCUGCUUUCAGGAACUGUGUCACUCUGCCAUCAAGAACAUCUGUCAGGUUAGUGGCGUCCAUCUUAACAAGCUGACAGGAAGACGGUCAGAAUUAUCAUUACAUUUACAUUGACAUUUACGAGCGACUUACAAAUUGGUGCAUUCACCUUAUAGCCAGUGGGAUAACCACUUUACAAUAUGUUUUUUAAUUUUUUUCUUUGGGGGGGGGGGGGGGGGGGGGGGGUAGAAGGAUUACUUUAUCCUAUCCCAGGUAUUCCUUAAAGAGGUGGGGUUUCAGGUGUCUCCGGAAAGUGGUGAGUGACUCCGCUGUCCUGGCGUUGUGAGGGAGCUUGUUCCACCAUUGGGGUGCCAGAGCAGCAAACAGUUUUGACUGGGCUGAGCGGGAACUGUGCUUCCGCAGAGGUAGGGGGGCCAGCAGGCCAGAGGUGGAUGAACGCAAUGCCCUCGUUUGGGUGUAGGGACUGAUCAGAGCCUGAAGGUAUGGAGGUGCCGUUCCCCUCACAGCUCCGUAGGCAAGCACCAUGGUCUUGUAGCAGAUGCGAGCUUCAACUGGAAGCCAGUGGAGUGUGCGGAGGAGCGGGGUGACGUGAGAGAACUUGGGAAGGUUGAACACCAGAUGGGCUGCGGCAUUCUGGAUGAGUUGUAGGGGUUUAAUGGCACAGGCAGGGAGCCCAGCCAACAGCGAGUUGCAGUAAUCCAGACGGGAGAUGACAAGUGACUGGAUUAGGACCUGUGCCGCUUCCUGUGUAAGGCAGGGUCGUACUCUCCGAAUGUUGUAGAGCAUGAACCUACAGGAUCGGGUCACCGCCUUGAUGUUAGCGGAGAACGACAGGGUGUUGUCCAGGGUCACGCCAAGGCUCUUCGCACUCUGGGAGGAGGACACAACGGAGUUGUCAACCGUGAUGGCGAGAUCAUGGAACGGGCAGUCCUUCCCCGGGAGGAAGAGCAGCUCCGUCUUGCUGAGGUUCAGCUUGAGGUGGUGAUCCGUCAUCCACACUGAUAUGUCUGCCAGACAUGCAGAGAUGCGAUUCGCCACCUGGUUAUCAGAAGGGGGAAAGGAGAAGAUUAGUUGUGUGUCGUCUGCGUAGCAAUGAUAGGAGAGGCCAUGUGAGGAUAUGACAGAGCCAAGUGACUUGGUGUAUAGCGAGAAUAGGAGAGGGCCUAGAACUGAGCCCUGGGGGACACCAGUGGUGAGAGCACGUGGUGCGGAGACAGAUUCUCGCCACGCCACUUGGUAGGAGCGACCGGUCAGGUAGGACGCAAUCCAAGAGUGAGCCGCGCCGGAGAUGCCCAACUCGGAGAGGGUGGAGAGGAGGAUCUGAUGGUUCACAGUAUCAAAGGCAGCAGACAGGUCUAGAAGGACAAGAGCAGAGGAGAGAGAGUUAGCUUUAGCAGUGCGGAGAGCCUCCGUGACACAGAGAAGAGCAGUCUCAGUUGAAUGACCAGUCUUGAAACCUGACUGGUUUGGAUCAAGAAGGUCAUUCUGAGAGAGAUAGCAAGAGAGUUGGCUAAAGACGGCACGCUCAAGAGUUUUGGAGAGAAAAGAAAGAAGGGAUACUGGUCUGUAGUUGUUGACAUCAGAGGGAUCGAGUGUUGGUUUUUUGAGAAGGGGUGCAACUAGUGAAUGAGUGAGCCUUUCAGUGAGUGAGUGAGAAUGAGUGAGUGAGUGAGGGGAGGAAUUGAGUGAGCGAGUGAGUGAGUGAGUGAGUGAAUGAGUGUGAACAUGAUCGUGAUUGUUAUUGAUGAGUUCUUUCUCAUUUUCAGGAUGGGAAAGAGGGGGACCUUAUGCGGAUGCUGUCUCCCCUGUCUAAGGUGCCCCCCUCCUCUGUCCUGUCUUCCAUCGUGGUUGAGUCAGCGGCCCGGUUUGAGAACGACCCUGUUGGUCACCUGCUGGACCCCCAGUCUGCCCUCAACCACCUCCUGUCUCAUGGUACACCAAUCACUCAAUCAGUCUGAAUAGUCAUAGUUACAAUAUGUCCACUAGUGUAAUCUUAUCUAUUGAUAUGCACCAGAGGUACUGUAGCUUACUAGCUCACCAUGGUUUAUAUAUGUUUAUUGCUUACAUAUCUUAAACAUUAUUGUUUUUGACAUGAUUAUGACAGCCUUAUGUAGGCCUUAUGAUGGAGUGUUCAAGUAAGUUUUACCCUUAUUUUUUAGAGAUCCUGCAUUAAAUGUGUAUACAGGUAUGUGAGGUUUAUACUUGAACUAUAGCUAACAGGUACCUGACUCUUUUCCAGGGGACUGGAAGGCGUUCCAGGUGGAUGCUGCGGCUGGUGAUGUGAUCGGAGGCUGUCAGAGUGCCCUGGCCUCCCUGGUAGAGGCUCUGUGUCUGGGUCAUGUACCUGUGGGACAUCUCCAGACCACCCUGAAACACAGAGGGCAGUUCAAACAGAUCUACCGCCAGUGUAAGUGCCCUCAUAUCUCUCAAGACAUGGACUUAGAUGAUGGUAGUGGAUUUGCCAAAGUUCAAUGUUCUCAACAUGUUAAAUAACAGCCAACCAUAGAUUGCUAUGGAAUAGUUUUUGCAAUCUCCCCAUGAAUGCAUUUUAUCCUGCUCUUCCACAGAUAAGAAGCAUGCUAAAUUGGAGAAUGUUCCUGCUGAUGCUGAGGUGAUCCUGGCUCAAAGAGAGAAAGACCUCCAGGCAUUCAACCAGCGACAAGAGCACGUGGACAUGCUCAUCAAGAUGAUGGGAAAGGUCUCAGAGAACAUCACAGGUGAGAAACAGAAUGUCUCAGCAAUAAAAUGUAAUAAGAUACAAUAUAAUGUAAUAAGCUAUUGUAAUAAGCUACAAUAAAAUGUAAAAAGCUACAAUAAAAUGUAAUAAGCUACAAUAGAAUGUAAUAAGCUACUGUACAGAUGCAAAGUCACAGAGAUAGGUGCAGUAAGUCAUCUCAAAAUAAAAAAAGUAAUCAGAGAGAGAAUGGUUGGCUAAGGUAUUCUCUCAGCUAUGAUGUAGUACAGUAUGAUUCAACAUGUUUAUCUCUUUCCAUCAGCUCCAGAGAUCUCCACUCUGGAAGGCCAACACAGAGCUGACCUCCAAACAGUCAGCCUGAACAUGCUGGUGGUGGUCCAGCCCUGCUGUAUGAAGCAGGGGGAGGAGCAGCAGACAUCCCCAGGGCUGGUUCUAUGGUACAGCGCUGACCAGGGGGUUCUGGAGAUGGCCAGGGAGAUGCACGAGCUGGGUGGUAGUAACCUGCUGCUUCGCUCCUGGGUGGAAGGGUCUUUAGAGGUAGCCAAUAAAUACCUUACUAGACCUAUCCCUGUCCCAAUGACCCUCACACAGGUCUGCCAAGUAAUCUGGAAACCCCGGUUGAGAGUCUUCUGUGAGCUAGGCCUUAGGAUCGCUAGGGCACGUGCCACCUUUGAGGAGAUCGACCAGGCACUGAAAGCAUCAGGGGACCAGGGAGAGGGGAUUCAGAUGAGGAGGGAGCUGGUGCUGAUGUCUGGGAGGCUGCAGGGGUACCAGGAACUGGAGCAAGGCUGGGUAGAGGUUAGGCUGGGCCAGAUCCAGGAGUAUCGUCAGGUCCAUCAGACAGUAGCCUCGGCCAGUGCAAUCCUGAGGAUCGCUGAGAGGAUGGAUCUUAGAGGAGACUUCAGUGAGAUCCACAGUCUCACCCAACUGGUAAUAAAGCAGUCUCUUUAUCAUAGAGGUUUCAUAAUGGUGUUGUUAAUAUGAAAUAAUGUUGUUAAUGUUUAUGAUUGCAAUUUCUGCCAGAAGGUGUACUGUAUACUACAUUACCUUGUCUGCUUUUCUCUAUUCUAUAACAGUUCUAUACUUUGUAAUUAAGUGUGUCAUGUAACAUACAGGAGGACGACUCGUUCAAGAGGAGGGUCCUGGGGUCGCUCAGUGAUGACCUCAUCCGUGCCAAGCAGCAGCUGUCCAUGGUCACCCCGCAGCACACUGCAUGUCUGGAGAUGUUCCUAGAGAGCCAUACUCUGGUCAGCUGGGUCCAGGACCAACUCAAUAGUAAGACCACUGUCCAACACCACGGUCCAACACCACGGUCCAACACCACUGUCCAGCACCACGAUCCAACACCACUGUCCAUUUCAGCCAUUAUGGUUGGCCAUUCAGCCAUUAUGGUUGGCCAUUCAGCCAUUAAGUUCUAAGUCUCUUCUUUUACUGUUUAUUUUCAUUCAACAGAUAUGAGUGACGUGAAAGUGUUUGUGGACCUGGCCUCCAUCUCGGCUGGAGAGAAUGACACGGAGAUCGACCGAGUGGCCUGUUUCCACGAUGCGGUGAUGGGCUACAGUCCCUUGCUCUACUCUCUCUCCCCCAGCGCUGGGUUUGAGGAGUUCAUGACCUCUGCCAAACAGGUGUGGGACACCCUACGAAGAGACGAGAGACUCCCUGCCAAAUUGGUGAUUAUUUCUCUCCAUUCUUUGAAUUCAAUAUUAAAGGUAUUUUGUCCUGUUUUUGGGGAGACCUAAGGUGACUGUUCUGUAAUCAUUGGGUGUGUAUAGUAACCUGAUGAUGUUCACACUGAAAUACUGGUAUGUGUAUUCUAGAGGGACUCUAGUCGUUUGCUGGUCUGGCUGAAGGGACUGAGGGAGACCCAUGGGUCUGUGGAGCAGUCCUCUCUCUCCCUGGCCUCGGCCAUUAAUGCACAGGGGGUAUACCACGUGGGCUGGUCUGAGACACACACAGACAGGGUGAGUGGAACAUCUCAAAUGAACACAGAUCUGACAUCAAUCAACAAGGAACCAUGAAAUACACUUCUUCUUCUUCUUCUUCUUCCUGUUUGUAGAGAUGUCUGCAGAGCCUCCUGGUGGUCAGCGUGAGGAAGGACCACGAGGUGAAGAGCUAUAGCCUGGAGGAGCUACUGGAGCUGCAGAAUAAGCUGAUGCUCAUGUCAUCCAAAGGAGAGCAUGGCAAGGAGCAAGUCAACAGGUUCACCCAGGUCAGUUGAUUUCAAUGAUGCCUUUACCAUUCAGCCCUACUGUAUCACAACAAGAACAUAACAAUAGCAACAUGACUGAUUUGUUUGAAAAGUUAAUGCAAUUUUGUGUUGACAUUAAAUAUUUCAACUCCCUGUCUCUCUAGGUGUUUGAGGGAGUUCAGAGACUGGGCUGCAUCCUCCUCCAAAUGCAGUCUUCUGGCAACAUGCUUUUCCGGGAGUGGCGAGCCCAGGUACAGUGUAGCCAGGAGAAGCAGCCAUGCAUUUGGGUCACCUUCUCUUCCCUGCGGGGUAAAGAGAUGGUGUACAGUGGGGAGGUGACAGAACAGCUCCAGACCCUGUGUCGCUCCAUGGAGACCUGCCAUAAGGAAUGGUGUGCUUUCAUCAGCGAGAAACGUUCCCAAUUCCACACGCUGAACCACUACACAUCUGAGCAGGUGAUGUACCUGUGCAGGUGGAUCUACAGCGUGUGUGUGAGGCGGGCCUGUGUUCCUCAACAGGUGUGGCACCUGCUGUCUCCCAUCAAGGCUGGGUGCACGCUGAAUGAUGUCAGAGAGGCCUUCGCCACGGUAACAGAGGUGUUGUCAGGGACACAGUCUGGCAAUCCAGCAGUGUGGGAAGACGAUGAUGAAGAUGAUGCUAGACAGUCUAUGGACUUUAGAUCAAUUGGACACAACGUUGACAAAAGAUGGGGGUACAAUGACGAAAAUAUCGAUAGCAAUGUUGAAGAAGUCGGGGAUAUGAUUAAGUUCUCAGAUACUGAGGAAGAUGAGGAGAUAGAAGAACGCUCAUCUAUAGCCCAGAGUGAUGCAAUGGAGGAGGAGGCUGAGGAAGGUCUGGAAGUCCUGUGGAGGCGAUUUAAAGAGGACAUGCCAAGGUACCUCAUACAGCAUGUAGACAUCACUACUCUGGCUCGCUUCCUCUCCUGCCUCUCAGAAAUGAACCAACAGCAUAUCAAGAGGAAGCUGCCUCCUGCACUCCAAGAAGGGAAGCCCAACCUCGUCCUCUGCCCAGCAACAGAGGUCCUGAGCACCACUCUGUCCUUCUACAUGGAGAGCCCAGAGCAGCCUCUGCCAUCCACUGAUGAAGUUCUGGUCUGCAGAGAGGACACCACAGAGGAACAGGUGGAGAUCUUCCUCAGUCGAGCCCUGGGCCGGGGCGAUGGUGCCAUAGGGAGCCAGCAGAGGAUCUACACCCUGGUCAACCCAGGCCUGCUGGGGUACGAAGUCAGUGUGGCCGUUGGGGAGCUAUUCGAGGACCUGGAGAGAAGUGCGGGUCCCCAUUACCGCCUGGUGAUGGCCAGCCCAGUGAUGCACCAGCACAGAUACGUGCCCUCUUUCUUCAGCAACCACAAAGUACAGGCAGGAGUGGGCAUCACUGCAGAGAAUGCCAGAAGAUAUCUCCGUCACCACUUUACUGUUCCGUUCCAACACAACUCUAUCUCACACAUCUAUCCAGACAAACUGUCCGUCUGGGUUGUCUCGUCCGCUCGCCCUGCAGUUGGUAAGGAAAAAUACACAUUUUAUUCAAUAUUGUAUUAUCAGUUACUAGAAUGUACUUGUGUUAUAAAAAGUAUUUACCUUAUACUAUAUGAUGUUCUUUUAUUUUUUGCAAUAGGGAAAUCUCUUUAUGUGGACCGACUGUUUGAGAAGUUCCCGCAGACUUCUACCAAGGCCCAGCAUGUUAGGAUCAGACUGAUAGAGCCACGGGUUGAUCUAGACUCAUUGAUACAGACCCUGUCAGAGAGGCUGGCACCGUUGAGAGAGCAGGACCCUGUUCUGCUUCACAUCGACACUGCUGCGGUAGGUCUACAGCUGUCUCUUUUCUGUGUAAUGAUCGUGUAUAAGGAUCAAACUGUCACUAUUUGUGCACAUAAGAUCAUGGUAAUACUUUGCAGAGAAUCAAUUAAGCCGAUUCUGUUGAAUUUCAGGUUAAUGCCGGUCUAGAAGAGUUCCUGUUCCACUUACUGGUUCUGGGAUGUUUGUGUGACAACAAGGGAAUGCUUUGGAGAAGAAAUGUAGCUCAUCUGAUAGCGGUUGAGGUUCUGAGACCAUACGCAACCCUUCAGAAUCAACCACACACUAAGGAGGUAGGACUCACGACUACUUCUAUUAAUACUACCCAGACCUCUUUUGGAAUAUCCUUCUUCAUAUAUCUAAUGUGGUCUUAUUUUUUCCAUAGAUGAGAGUUGGACUUCUUGACAUUCUACCUACCAUCCAAUGCAGACCACCGAAGGAGGUGAAGAAGUUGUUGUUGGCGAAUCAGAGCACUCGGACCAGGAGAACCUUGGACCCAUUGAUGGACGAGCAGGAGUUUGCCAGUGGAGGUAUUCAGAGGCCUUAUCAGUUCCUGAAACGAUUCAACAGAAAUGAGAACCUGGAUCCAUUUUACCACCGGGAAGGUUCCAGAGAGGGGGAUCCUAUUGACUGUCUACAUCACCUUCUGGCAAACUGUGGAUUGAAAGAUCCGUCAUGGGCUGAGCUCAAAAACUUCACCUGGUUCCUGAAUUUGCAGUUGAAAGACUGUGAGAAGUCAGUUUUCUGUGACCCAGACUUCCUUGCUGAACACCUGCGGGGUUUCAAGGGCUUCAUAGUGAAGUUCAUGAUCCGGAUGGCAAGGGAUUUUGCUUCACCGUCUAUGGACACUUCUGACCAGAGUCCCGCUCUGCUCCUUGAUGACAACCAAGAAGAUGACCUUCUGGCCCGUUUGACCAUUCGUAAGCGUUGGGAAUGCGAGUCUCAUCCAUACAUUUUCUUCAAUGCGGACCGCUUCUCGAUGUCAUUCCUGGGCUUUCAUGUGAUGAGAAGUCCUGGCGGAAACACUCUCAAUGCAGUUGAUCCUCAGAGUCAUACAGUGUUGAUGGGAGACGUGAUGACUCAUGAACUUCUACAGGGCCUUCAGCGACAAGGGAUCUCACUCACUGAAGACUUUGACGGUUUGCCCAGAGCAGACAAGAUCAAGAGGAUUUCAUGUGUUGUUGGUGCCAAGAAAGGGAUGAUGAAGGGGACAUUUGAUCCAGACCCGACCUAUGAGCUCACCGCUGAUAACGUGAUGAAGAUGCUAGCCAUUCACAUGAGGUUCCGUUGUGGAAUCCCCGUCAUCAUCAUGGGAGAGACCGGCUGUGGGAAGACCCGAUUGGUCCGUUUCCUCUGUGAUCUCCAGAGGGAAGACAGAGAGAUAGAAAACAUGAAGCUGGUCAAAGUGCAUGGAGGAACCACAGCUGAGAUGAUCUACAGAAAGGUGAGGGAGGCAGAGAGACAGGCAGAUAUAAACCUGAGAACACACAAACUGGACACUGUUUUGUUUUUCGAUGAAGCCAACACCACGGAAUCCAUCUUUGCUAUAAAAGAAGUUCUGUGUGACAGAACUGUGCAAGGACGUCCCCUGAAGGUGAACACUGGCCUGAAGAUAAUCGCUGCCUGCAACCCUUAUCGGAGGCACUCUCCUGAAAUGGUGGAACGCUUGGAACGUGCUGGGUUGGGAUACAGAGUGAAGGCAGGAGAAACAGAAGACCGUCUUGGCAAAGUCCCUUUGAGGCAGCUAGUGUACCGGGUCCAUCCACUGCCUCCUAGCAUGGCUCCUUUGGUCUGGGACUUUGGCCAGUUGAGCAAUUCCACUGAGCUCUCCUACAUCAGACAGAUUGUCCAGAAGCAAGCCAAGGAUCAUGAUUUGCCUGUUGCUUGUGGUAAUGUAAUAUCAGGUGUGCUGGCAGCCUCUCAAAGUUACAUGCGCAAUCGAAAGAAUGAGUGCAGUUUUGUGAGUCUGAGAGAUGUGGAGAGGUCCAUGAAGGUGCUAAUAUGGUUUUACCACCAUAGCGAUGACCUGUUCCCUGAUUCCAACGAACUCACCAGCGUUCAGAGGACUUUGAAGUGCCUGGCACUUGCAGUGGGAGUGUGCUACUACCCAUCUCUGGUUUCAAAGUACCAGUACUUAUCAGCUAUCAGUCGACACUUCCCAGAACCGCUGAACACCCCAGAAUCACUGCAGCAGGUGAUUUCGUCAUGUCAAGACUUCUUCCUCGCGAACAUAGAGACGAGGGAGACAGUGGCCAAGAACAUAGCGCUUAAAGAGAACGUGUUCCUCAUGGUGGUCUGCAUUGAGCUCAGGAUCCCACUCUUUCUGGUUGGCAAACCAGGGAGCUCCAAGUCUCUGGCCAAGACUGUGGUUGCUGACGCCAUGCAGGGCCAAGCAUCCCACUGUAGGCUCUUCCAGAAGCUCAAGCAGGUGCACAUGGUCUCCUUCCAGUGCAGUCCUCACUCCAGCCCUGAGGGCAUCAUCGGAACCUUCAGGAACUGUGCCCGAUUCCAGAAAGACAAAAACAUGGAUGAGUAUGUGUCGGUGGUGGUGCUGGAUGAGAUCGGGUUAGCAGAAGACUCCCCACAGAUGCCCUUGAAGACCCUUCAUCCCCUCUUGGAGGAUGGCUGCAUUGACAAUGACAGGCCAGACCCGCACAUGAAGGUUGGGUUUGUUGGGAUAUCAAACUGGGCUCUGGACCCGGCAAAGAUGAACAGGGGGAUCUUUGUGUCUCGGUGGGAUCCGAGUGAGAAUGAGCUGGUGGAAACAGCCAAAGGGAUCUGCUCAUCCUCCAACCCAAUUCUUCUGAAAAUCAAACACCUCUUUCCGCUGUUAGCGAAGGCCUUUUUGAAGAUUUGUAAAGAGACAGCGAAGAACCAGUUCUUUGGUCUCAGAGACUAUUACAGUCUGGUGAAAAUGCUUUUUGCCAUAGUCAAAUUUUCAGAAAAAGAACCAAACGACAGACAGUUGGUGGAAGCCAUCUUGCGUAACUUCAGUGGACAACCUGAAGACUUUGAUCCUGUCAUUUUCUUCCAAGAUGUCUCCCAGAACCUCAGAGAAGUUCCCAGACCAAGCACUCUGCAAAUGGUUGAACAAAGUCUUGCCCGAGACAACAACCAAGAAAGCCGUUACCUCCUUCUUCUCACCACCAACAACGCAGCCCUCCAUAUCCUUCAGCAGCAAGUCUUUGCCAAGGCAAACUAUGCAUCCCCUGAGAUUGUGUUUGGCUCAGGCUUUCCCAAGGAUCAGGAAUAUGCCCAGAUAUGCCGUAACGUGAACCGGGUGAAGACCUGCAUGGAAACAGGCCGUACUGUCAUCCUUCUGAACCUACAGAAUCUCUAUGAGAGCCUGUACGAUGCCUUGAACCAGUACUACGUCUAUCUGAGUGGGCAGCAGUAUGUGGAUCUGGGACUGGGAUCCCACAGGGUAAAGUGUCGUGUCCACAGAGACUUCAGGCUGGUGGUGGUAGAAGACCAGAUGAAGGUCUACACACAGUUCCCAGUGCCACUCAUCAACAGGCUGGAAAAACACAGGGUGGACAGAAGCACAGACCUGACUCCCUGGCAGCACAGGGUUAUGGCCAAACUCAAAGAGUGGGUGCAGGAUUUCUCUGGCACUGCGGCGUCAGAAGAUUUCCAACUGUCUGAUGUUUUUGUUGGUUUCCAUGGGGAUGCCUGUGCCAGUGCUGUCUUGCAGGCCCUGGAGAGUAGGGAACAGCAGAGGGAUCAGGCUGUGGAUCAGCAACACAAGGAUGAAGGCGAUGAGCCUCUGGAGGACGUGGACGCAAAUGAGACAGGUGAGCACAGACAGAAAGAAGGGGUUGAUCCUUGUGUUAUGGAUGUGGAUGCUGAUGACGAAGAGAAGAGGAACAUUUCAAUGGAUAAGACUGAGGAUGAUGUUCUCAUGGAGGUGGUAGAUGAUCAAGAUAGAGAACCGGCAUGUACACCUACCAAUAGCGAAGUAGAUGAUGAUUACAUGGCAAUGGAUGCAGACAAAGAUGAUGUGGAGACAGGAAACAGUCAGUCUAAAGGGACAGAUGAGGAAGAGAAGGUAUUUGAAUCAGCCAAGGGUUUCCUGUUGAAUUGUGCCACACCUGACUCAGUGCUAAGACUGAAGUAUACAGACCUUGGAAAUCAGGAGAAAGAGAGACUUCAGCAGAUGUACUUUCAUCAACAGCAUAAUCACUCACUAAGGGACUUCAUGAAGAGCCACUUGAACAAGUCAGAAAACUCCAGCAAGUUUAUUGAAGUAAGUAGAGUAACAUAUAAUUAGUUGUGAACUUGUGAACCCAAAUAAUACUAGUACAGUUUAUAGUACCAGUUUACUUCACCAAAACUGUCUAUUCAUCCAUUUUGUAAGGUCACCACAUUCUCCAGUUUGCUUACCAAAUAUGAUGUGCGAGGGUUGGCUUGCGCUCUGGGCCUGCACACCCAAACCUUCCUCCUGCUGUCCCUUCACCAAUUUGACACAGAGGUCUCCUUCUGCAGCAAGAUACGGUACAACACCACUAUAUCUUAACACCACAAGUUAUACACAAGUUUUUCUCUCUACCUGUUUUCAUCACUCUCACAUUCUCUCUCCUUGACUGCUUUAGCGGCUUCCUACGAGAUUCUGGUCCGUCCCUCCAUAUUCUGGUCGUUCAGAUGGACAUUGAGGACUCUCACUGUAGUGACGAGCUGAUAGCAUCAGCAAAGUACGUUUUUUUUUUUCAUCUGAUCGUGUUUGAGAUGUUGUAUUGGUCACAGUGUUAAAGGAUCACUAUGUUAAACACUGGCCCCUUGUUGAAAUUAGGAGAAUUGCAACAACACAGCUUGCAUUCAACACAACCUUGGACACUUGCCCUUUGCUGGCCCAGGUCAAUUUGACAACAAGAGACGGUCCAAUAAGAAGGCUGCACCAUUGGAAUGCAAUUUUGUGUGGGCCCCAAAAAAUGUGGAGCAAUUAUUUUUCACACUAUCAUUCCGCUAUUAAUGUAGAUAUAUUUAUCUGAAAUUACAAUGCACAAAUAUUUAAUAUACUGUAGCUCCUUUAACGAAAUUGGCAAAUUAUAAUAUUGGUUUAAAACUUAAUCUAUGUUGUUAAAAAUAGUGGGUCAAUCCAGUGCUGAAGAGAUAGUACACUGCUCAAAAAAAUAAAGGGAACUCUUAAACAACACAAUGUAACUCCAAGUCAAUCACACUUCUGUGAAAUCAAACUGUCCACUUAGGAAGCAACACUGAUUGACAAUAAAUGUCACAUGCUGUUGUGCAAAUGGAAUAGACAACAGGUGGAAAUUAUAGGCAAUUAGCAAGACACCCCCAAUAAAGGACUGGUUUUGCAGGUGGUGACCACAGACCACUUCUCAGUUCCUAUGCUUCCUGGCUGAUGUUUUGGUCACUUUUGAAUGCUGGCAGUGCUUUCACUCUAGUGGUAGCAUGAGACGGAGUCUACAACCCACACAAGUGGCUCAGGUAGUGCAGCUCAUCCAGGAUGGCACAUCAAUGCGAGCUGUGGCAAGAAGGUUUGCUGUGUCUGUCAGCGUAGUGUCCAGAGCAUGGAGGCGCUACCAGGAGACAGGCCAGUACAUCAGGAGAUGUGGAGGAGGCCGUAGGAGGGCAACAACCCAGCAGCAGGACCGCUACCUCCACCUUUGUGCAAGGAGGAGCAGGAGGAGCACUGCCAGAGCCCUGCAAAAUGACCUCCAGCAGGCCACAAAUGUGCAUGUGUCUGCUCCAUGAGGGUGGUAUGAGGGCCCGACGUCCACAGGUGGGGGUUGUGCUUACAGCCCAACACCGUGCAGGACGUUUGGCAUUUGCCAGAGAACACCAAGAUUGGCAAAUUCGCCACUGGCGCCCUGUGCUCUUCACAGAUGAAAGCAGGUUCACACUGAGCACGUGACAGACGUGACAGAGUCUGGAGACGCCGUGGAGAACGUUCUGCUGCCUGCAACAUUCUCCAGCAUGACCGGUUUGGCGGUGGGUCAGUCAUGGUGUGGGGUGGCAUUUCUUUGGGGGGCCGCACAGCCCUCCAUGUGCUCGCCAGAGGUAGCCUGACUGCCAUUAGGUACCGAGAUGAGAUCCUCAGACUCCUUGUGAGACCAUAUGCUGGUGCGGUUGGCCCUGGGUUCCUCCUAAGGCAAGACAAUGCUAGACCUCAUGUGGCUGGAGUGUGUCAGCAGUUCCUGCAAGAGGAAGGCAUUGAUGCUAUGGACUGGCCCGUCCGUUCCCCAGACCUGAAUCCAGUUGAGCACAUCUGGGACAUCAUGUCUCGCUCCAUCCACCAACGCCACGUUGCACCACAGACUGUCCAGGAGUUGGCGGAUGCUUUAGUCCAGGUUUGGGAGGAGAUCCCUCAGGAGACCAUCCGCCACCUCAUCAGGAGCAUGCCUAGGCGUUGUAGGGAGGUCAUACAGGCACGUGGAGCCACACACACUACUGAGCCUCAUUUUGACUUGUUUUAAGGACAUUACAUCAAAGUUGGAUCAGCCUGUAGUGUGGUUUUCCACUUUAAUUUUGAGGGUGACGCCAAAUCCAGACCUCCAUGGGUUGAUCAAUUUGAUUUCCAUUGAUAAUUUUUGUGUGAUUUUGUUGUCAGCACAUUCAACUAUGUAAACAAAAAAGUAUAAUUCAUUCAGAUCUAGGAUGUGUUAUUUUAGUGUUCCCUUUAUUUUUUUGAGCAGUGUACAGUGGGGAAAAAAAGUAUUUAGUCAGCCACCAAUUGUGCAAGUUCUCCCACUUAAAAAUAUGAGAGAGGCCUGUAAUUUUCACCAUAGGUACACGUCAACUAUGACAGACAAAUUGAGGAAAAAAAGUCCUGAAAAUCACAUUGUAGGAUUUUUAAUGAAUUUAUUUGCAAUUUAUGGUGGAAAAUAAGUAUUUGGUCACCUACAAUCAAGCAAGAUUUUUGGCUCUCACAGACCUGUAACUUCUUCUUUAAGAGGCUCCUCUGUCCUCCACUCGUUACCUGUAUUAAUGGCACCUGUUUGAACUUGUUAUCAGUAUAAAAGACACCUGUCCACAACCUCAAACAGUCACACUCCAAACUCCACUAUGGCCAAGACCAAAGAGCUGUCAAAGGACACCAGAAACAAAAUUGUAGACCUGCACCAGGCUGGGAAGACUGAAUCUGCAAUAGGUAAGCAGCUUGGUUUGAAUAAAUCAACUGUGGGAGCAAUUAUUAGGAAAUGGAAGACAUACAAGACCACUGAUAAUCUCCCUCGAUCUGGGGCUCCACGCAAGAUCUCACCCCGUGGGGUCAAAAUGAUCACAAGAACGGUGAGCAAAAAUCCCAGAACCACACGGGGGGACCUAGUGAAUGACCUGCAGAGAGCUGGGACCAAAGUAACAAAGCCUACCAUCAGUAACACACUACGCCGCCAGGGACUGGACUCAAAUCCUGCAGUGCCAGACGUGUCCCCCUGCUUAAGCCAGUACAUGUCCAGGCCCGUCUGAAGUUUGCUAGAGUGCAUUUGGAUGAUCCAGAAGAGGAUUGGGAGAAUGUCAUAUGGUCAGAUGAAACCAAAAUAGAACUUUUUGGUAAAAACUCAACUCGUCGUGUUUGGAGGACAAAGAAUGCUGAGUUGCAUCCAAAGAACACCAUACCUACUGUGAAGCAUGGGGGUGGAAACAUCAUGCUUUGGGGCUGUUUUUCUGCAAAGGGACCAGGACGACUGAUCCGUGUAAAGGAAAGAAUGAAUGGGGCCAUGUAUCGUGAGACUUUGAGUGAAAACCUCCUUCCAUCAGCAAGGGCAUUGAAGAUGAAACGUGGCUGGGUCUUUCAGCAUGACAAUGAUCACAAACACACCGCCCGGGCAACGAAGGAGUGGCUUCGUAAGAAGCAUUUCAAGGUCCUGGAGUGGCCUAGCCAGUCUCCAGAUCUCAACCACAUAGAAAAUCUUUGGAGGGAGUUGAAAGUCUGUGUUGCCCAGCGACAGCCCCAAAACAUCACUGCCCUAGAGGAGAUAUGCAUGGAGGAAUGGGCCAACAUACCAGCAUCAGUGUGUGAAAACCUUGUGAAGACUUACAGAAAACGUUUGACCUGUGUCAUUGCCAACAAAGGGUAUAUAACAAAGUAUUGAGAAACUUUUGUUAUUGACCAAAUACUUAUUUUCCACCAUAAUUUGCAAAUAAAUUCAUUAAAAAUCCUACAAUGUGAUUUUCUGGAUUUCUUUUUCUAAUUUUGUCUGUCAUAGUUGACGUGUACCUAUGAUGAAAAUUACAGGCCUCUCUCAUCUUUUUAAGUGGGAGAACUUGCACAAUUGGUGGCUGACUAAAUACUUUUUUCCCCCACUGUAUAUUGUCUGACAAAAGCUUAUGUUGCAAUCCCUCAGUGAAACUAACGUUAUCGCACUGUGUGUGUCCAGGUACUGCACAAUGAACUACCUGAUAACACUGGAGUCAGAUCAGUCCUGUUGUUAUGUGGUCUUCAUCACCAAGCUGUCCCGCAUUCAGAGUGGAGGAUCUCAACACAUUGGCUUCCAAGGAGGUGAGUCACAGUUUCCAGUCUGGCAAGGCUAAUGUACAGUGAUGUGGUGUUGACUAUUGCAUAUAUCCAUUAAUUAAUUAAUUCAUAUUUGUUUGUUUAUGGUUCGUUUUGUUUCCAGGUGUCUGGCUUUCAGUGCACAUUGAUGAUCUCAGGGACACAGAAGACAUGAGCUUGAACUUGUCGGUUUUCUGUGGAAUGCCAAUCAGCAAGCUUGUCCCACCUGCACAGUCACGUAUAGAGACCUGUGAGUCUGUUGAUGCCCAAGCAGAGACAGAGACGGCACACCUGCAUAGUCUAUCCCUGGUGAGGUCCUGCAUUCAGAAAGCAGUGGGUUUGUUGAGAGACCCCAAUGACAUGACCUCCAGGAGCAUGCAGCGCAUGAACAUACUGCUGGGGCUUCUUGGAGAGAACCACGGAGAGAUGGGAGGUAAAUAGACAGUCCUUGAGAUUAUUUUACUGCUCUUGAACUUCGUUGCUCAUUAUUGCUGUUUUUGAUGUGAUUCUCACAUACAGCCGUCAUGUUACUAAAGUAUACAAACACACAGUGGAAAACUGUCUCAGUGUACUGCAUAUACUGUACUAAAGUGAAGUGAAAGCAUUAGGGACAGAUCGAAAUUUACUGGAGAGGGAGGGGCUGGUCCAACUCAAGGUGUCAUUAACAACAAAAACGCACCCACCCUCCCCAAAGUAAAAAAUAUUUUCACAUGACCCUCCCCUUUUUACUGUAAAAUAAAUUGGAACACCCUCCCCCCUCAUAGAAUUAACUCAAAAUAAUGUUUACAACCACAAAUAACAAUACCUGUAGCGACGCUGUGUUUAUAAACGUGCAUAUAGACUUUGCCACUUCAGCAUGCAUUUGUGGCACAGUCGAUGCCACGCAGGGCUACGGGCCAGAAGGUUGAGGGUUCGCCAACCACCACAGACGAGCUAACUCUCCCUGCCUGUUUCAUUACACUACGAUCAGAGCCGGCUGCAGACAAUGAUCAGCUAGGGGGAAAUCUGAUUUCCAAUAUUUUUAUGCCAUAUUUAUAAUUAUAUAAAAUAUAUGCAACAAAUUUUCCACCAACAGUUUUCUGUGCCAAAGCAUCACAUAACCAAUAAACAAAGAAUACCAACUUCGGGCACUUCAAUAUCAUGGUUUGCGUUUUCAACACCACAAUAAAUAGACUAUGUAAAUCUCGACAAACAGAAAAUACAUAGGCUUACCCGGUUUCGAAGGCUUGGCAAUCUCCGAAUCUCAUUAAACUUUUUGGUGUUUUGUAAUAGAUGUCUCUUUCCAUUCAUCAAUUGGCCGCUGUACAGUUUGGAUUGAUUGAUUGCUUUUAUUUGUCAGUUAAAAGAAGACAUACAGUACCAGUCAAAAGUUUGGACACACCUACUCAUUCCAGGGUAUUUCUUUAUUUUUACUAUUUUCUACACUGUAGAAUAAUAGUGAAUACAUCAAAACUAUGAAAUAACACAUAUGGAAUCAUGUAGAAACCAAAAAAGUGUUAAACGAAUCAAAAUAUAUGUUAUAUUUGAGAUUCUUCAAAUAGCCACCCUUUGCCUUGAUGACAGCUUUACACACUCUUGGCAUUCUUUCAACCAGCUUCACCUGGAAUGCUUUUCCAACAGUCUUGAAGGAGUUCCCACAUAUGCUGAGCACUUGUUGGUUGCUUUUCCUUCACUCUGUGGUCCGACUCAUCCCAAACCAUCUCAAUUGGGUUGAGGUCGGGAGAUUGUGGAGGCCAGGUCAUCUGAUGCAGCACUCCAUCAUUCUCCUGGAGGUGUGUUGGGUCAUUGUCAUGUUGAAAAACAAAUGAUAGUCCCACUAAGCCCAAACCAGAUGGGAUGGCGUAACGCUGCAGAAUGCUGUGGUAGCCAUGCUGGUUAAGUGUGCCUUGAAUUCUAAAUAAAUCACAGACAGUGUCACCAGCAAGGCACCCCCACACCAUAACACCUCCUCCUCCAUGCUUUACGGUGGGAAAUACACAUGCGGAGAUCAUCCGUUCACCCACACCGCGUCUCACAAAGCCACGGCUGUUGGAACCAAAAAUCUCCAAUUUGGACUCCAGACCAAAGGACAAAUUUCCACCGGUCUAAUGUCCAUUGCUAGUGUUUCUUGGCCCAAGCAAGUCUCUUCUUCUUAUUGGUGUCCUUCAGUAGUGGUUUCUUUGCAGAAAUUCGACCAUGAAGGCCUGAUUCACGCAGUCUCCUCUGAACUGUAAAGUUCCCUGUAGCUCAGUUGGUAGAGCAUGGCGCUUGCAACGCCAGGGUUGUGGGUUCGUUUCCCACGGGGGGCCAGUAUGAAAAUGUAUGCACUCACUAACUGUAAAUCGCUCUGGAUAAGAGCGUCUGCUAAAAUUACUAAAAUAAAAAAUAACAGUUGAUGUUGAGAUGUGUCUGUUACUUGAACUCUGUGAAGCAUUUAUUUGGGCUGCAAUUUCUGAGGCUGGUAACUCUAAUGAACUUAUCCUCUACAGCAGAGGUAACUCUGGGUCUUCCAUUCCUGUGGUGGUCCUCAUGAAAGCCAGUUUCAUCAUAGCGCUUGAUGGUUUUUGCGACUGCACUUGAAGAAACUUUCAAAGUUAUUGAAAUGUUCUGGAUUGACUGACCUUCAUGUCUUAAAGUAAUGAUGCACUGUCGUUUCUCUUUGCUUAUUUGAGCUGUUCUUGCCAUAAUAUAAUUUGUUCUUUUACCAAAUAGGGCAAUCUUCUGUAUACCACCCCUACAUUGUCACAACACAACUUGAUUGGCUCAAACGCAUUAAGAAGGAAAGAAAUUCCACAAAUUGACUUAUAACAAGGCACACCUGUUAAUUGAAAUGCAUUCCAGGUGACUACCUCAUGAAGCUGGUUGAUAGAAUGCCAAGAGUGUGCAAAUCUAUCAUCAAGGCAAAGGGUGGCUACUUUGAAGAAUCUCAAAUAUAAAAUAUAUUUUGAUUUGUUUAACACUUUUUUGGUUACUUCAUGAUUCCAUAUGUAUUAUUUCAUAGUGUUGAUGUCUUCACUAUUAUUCUACAAUGUAGAAAAUAGUACAAAUAACGAAAAACCCUUGAAUGAGUAGGUGUGUCCAAACUUUUGACUGGUAGUGUAUAUAAAUAAAUAAAUAAAGGAAGAGAAGUUUAGGCCUAACCCCAGAGAGAUAGAGAUAUGCCGGUGGCAUGCUACGACACCGAUAUGCAUUUCUUUAUGUCAGAUUUCUACUGUGUCUGCUAUACAGAUAUAGACUUAUAUAAGCAUUAUAUUGUUACAGUCUUCCCCACCAAAAGUUCACAAGUCGGAGUCAGUUGGCGCACCGGGAUGCACUGCCUUCAUAUCAUAGGCCUGCAGUAACUAAAGCUUAAUAAUAGCCACACCAUACCAAACCUUCACAAACGUUUCUGAAGUUUAUUAGGGUAAUAUCAAAAGUAAGUCAAGACAUUGUUAAUAAGGAAUAUACGAGCAGAAGAGGGAAUUUAAACCAGGUGGAAAAAACGCACUACCCUCCCCUGUGCCCCCCCAAAAACCACACAACGCUCCCCAAAGCACCCCAAAAUGUUUGACAAACCUUCUCUACUUUGAACCCAACCCCCCCCCCCACCCCCCCAAUCAAUUUUGAUCUGUCCCUUAGGCAAUACUGUUUCAUGUGCCCUACAGCUCUUUUCCAGAAGGUGUUGCUGGGUAGACUGGCAGGGACCCUGGCACAGAGGGAGGAGCUGGUUCACAAUCCAGGGGAGUGGGUGAACAGAGAAGCCAAGAAACGCCAGGCUCUACAGGAGGGGGGCACUCUAAGGUAGUAGAACACCUGGUAGAACACUCUAGAAGUAGAACACUCUAGAAGUAGAACUCUCUAAGGUAGUAGAACACCUGGUAGAACACACUAGAAGUAGAACACUUUAAAGUAGAACUCUCUAAGGUAGUAGAACACCUGGUAGAACACACUAGAAGUAGAACACUUUAAAGUAGAACUCUCUAAGGUAGUAGAACACCUGGUAGAACACUCUAGAAGUAGAACACUUUAAAGUAGAACUCUCUAAGGUAGUUGAACACCUGUUCGAACACUCUAGAAGUAGAACACUUUAAUGUAGAACUCUCUAAGGUAGUAGAACACCUGGUAGAACACUCUAGAAGUAGAACACUUUAAAGUAGAACUCUCUAAGGUAGUAGAACACCUGGUAGAACACUAGAAGUAGAACACUUUAAAGAAGAACUCUAUAAGGUAGUAGAACACCAAUACCAUCUGAUUAGACCGACCAUGAACUAUAGCAAUUGUCUUGGAUAGAAGAUAGUUGAUAUUGGAAGAUACCUCUUUAGUAUUUCUUCCUGGGUCUGAUGUGUGCUGUUCUUAUAUAGUUGGUAUAAGAAGAUGCUUUCCUUAGAAUUUCUUCCUGGGUCUGAUAUGUUCUCUCUGUGUAUUCCUUCACUGUAAGACACACCCUAUGGCGCUGUCUACAGUCCACCCUGACUCCAGUACUGGCCUAUAUGGUGGAGGUUCUGGACAGGGAUGCCAACCUGGACCUGCUGAUCUCUGCUGGGCUCAGUCAGGCCCUCAUACAGCUGUGGUUGGACAUUCUGGCAGACAGACAUAUUCUGGACCUUACACCACCACAAAACUCCAGGUAUCCAGUUCAGUAAAUUGUUAUUGUCCCCAAACUGCAAUUGUUUUGUAUUUUCUGAGAUCUGUAUAAAUGUCACUCUAUGAGUAGUUCCAAUAACCUUUUGUGAUCUAAAUUGAAGAAAUCAACAUAAAUAACUAAAAUACCUGACUGAUAUAUAGUUGUAUAAUUCUAUUUCCAUUUUCCUCUCUAGCGGGUCAGACCAGGAGGUCUUGGUGCAACAUUACUUACAGUUGGGUGGUGAGGAACACCCCUGUGCUGCCCCCUUCAGUUGGCUCAUGAGAAUGCACUUCCAAAGCCUGUGGGAGGAAUCAGAGUUUGUACCAGGUGAGUGACAAACUUCAUAAACUGGUUUAUCUAUGUCCCCAAUCAUGUGUCCAUAUUGGGACUAUCUAGAAUGAAAUAAAUGAUAUUAUGCUAUGAGUAUAUUGUCUAACUCUAAUUGAAUCUCACUCUUAGUCACAAAGGAGGAUGACAGCACCCAGAGGAUUGUCCAGUUUGUGAGCACGGCAACCAGUAGCAAGCUGGGUAGCCUCAUAGGGAAGCUCUCAGACCAGGAGCGCCUGAACUUGGACCAACGAUACCUGCGUGACUUUCUGCUGCUUUCCUUCAAGAUCAAGUCUGAGGAUGAGCUGAGGGUGCGACUGUGUGAAUCUUGAGAUCCCAUUUGACAUCACAUUUUAAAACAGUCUAGUAAAAAGAUAUUGGGAACACUUUAUAACAACUGUCAAUUAAUGAUUUAUAAAUGGAUAAUUAUCAUUCAUAAUGGCUUAUUAAUGAAAGUUAUAAUAGUGUUGCCAAUAUAUUUUCGCAAAUUGGUUACUCAUGUUCCUUGUUUCCGUACACAGGUGUUCACCAGAGCGGCGCUGGGCUGUGUGUCUGAACUCCAGCGUUCCAUGACCAUGACCCCUGAUCUGUCUCCUGCCUGGGUGAUGGCUGCAGCCAGACACUAUGCUCCCAGACUUGACACUCUGUCCCAUAUCCUGCUGCUGCAGCCCCAGCUGGCCCCCGACAUUCUACAGCAGGCCUCACACACAGAGCCCACAGACAUGGUGAGAUCACAUCAAUAACACCAUAAAUAAGGUCCAGAGUUAAGCGUUUAACUAGGGCGGGAAGUUUUUCCUGGUCACAAAUGGCCACAAGGAACAACACCCAAAGAAUGAUGUUACGACCUGGAGUAAAAAAGAAAGCAUGAUGACGAUCGUGGUCUCUUUUUGUGGCAGCUAGAGGAUAUUUUGGCUCUUGGAAUUUGUGUGGAGAGGACCAAGCUGCAGACUGUGACCUCCCUGACAGAGUGUAAGUCCCUCUUACGCAGAGUGGAGCUCCUACAGCCAUGUCUGGAUAGAGCAUUUGGUCAGAACUACAGCUCCCUCUGCAACCCAGGCUGUCUCCAGCACCUAGACUCCAUCAGGUACAUUCAUUGAUUGAUAUAGUUAGUUAGUUAUUCUUUGAUUGAUUGACUGACUGACUGACCGACUGGUUGAUCAGCAGAUUGAUUGAUUCUUACCAAAUAAAGUCAAAACAAUUUUUUAAUAUUAUGCACCUUCUUCAACUUCAUCUUCUGUCCUUCAGGUCUAUUUGGCGUGGGAUGCUUGUAGUAGCAGCAUUCAUCCAGCAGGUGAUGUUUGAGGGGAAACAGAUAGACCCCAGGCUGGAGGAUCUGGCUCUGAAACACUGUAGCCUUCUCCAAAAUGUAAGUGAGAGGUUGGGUUUAGACAGUAUUAGCAAUAAUGAUCCACCCACCCUUGCAGUAGUGUAGUGGAGGGUAUACACAGGUAUUCGCCGUAUACCCACUUUUAUUUUUAGGGCAUUGUGUAUACUCACUUCCUAAUCCCCAGGAUGCGUAUCAAAGUAGUGGAGUGGAGGUAUACGGCGUAUCAAUUAAUACGGCUGAUUGAACAGAUCAGAAUGUUUAGCUUAAAAUGUUUAUAAACUAUUAUUUCUUGACAUUUUAAGCCAGCAAUGUGCACACGGCAGUAGGCAUAUGUGCAAAUGUUCCAAAAGGCAAUUUGGGGAAAACACUGUUCUAAAAUGUACACUGCACAUGCAAGCAAUUUUAUGGACAGAGAUGGUAAUAUCGGUUAGAAAUUUAGAAAGAGGGGAGAUCUAAAGAUGCAACAACUAUCAUGGGUUGCUAAUAUGAAUAGGAUAUUGCCUUUGGCUGCUAGACAAUGAAAGACAGGAGAGCGUGUAAGUCUUUAUAAAAUAAUUGCCUCCACGGUUCUAUGGUGGGAUUUUGGCUAUAGGCUACUUUGAAGCAAGGAAAGACAUGCCUCAUAAUAUGUAGUAAAACGUCCAGGUUUCAAACAGGAAAUAUAUAGUGAUGCUAAUGAUAGGAUAACCGUCUUUUGGUAGAUGGAAAGGCUUUCCCAAAAAUCUUCUUAAAUGUUAACUAGCUACAACUAGCUACGACGUCGCCUAUGCCUACCUGUCAGAAUUAUAUCAUGAUUAUUUGCAUCAAUCCAGUGGCCAUUUUGUUUUGCAAACUCCAUCUCAUGUGUGCUACAGAAACAUCGCUAACCAAACAACAGUGCUAGUUGAAUUAAAGGGUAUCUACACUCAGAAAUCUAAAUUUCGUACAUUUUCCCAUAUCUCAAAAGUGGUCUCCUGAUGUGGUGUAAGCAUUGUUGUGGACUUACAGCAUCUUUUUUUUUUUUUUUUUUUGUGACUUUGAGAGUGAAAACCUGAUUUUUUUUUUGAGAUAUCUGACUUAGUUGACAUUCUCAUUUAUCUGUUUCAAUAGAAGGCCUACUAUUAGCCUACUUGCACAGUACAGCUUGGGUUGGCCUGUCUGUGGAAGACCCAUAUGGGAUUUAUCAUUUUAGGUCAUUCAGAGUGUAUGUUACUGUAUGUCAUAGAAUUUUUCACACAGGGCGCCUUUUCUUUGCCAAGCGAGCCGUUUGGGAGAUGUUUGGUAAAAAUUAGAGUAUACAGUGCAUUCGGAAAGUAUUCAGACCCCUUGACGUUUUCCACAUUUUGUUACGUUACAGCCUUAUUCUAAAAUUGAUUAAAUUGUUUUUUUCCUCAUCAGUCUACACACAAUACCCCAUAAUGACAAAGCAAAAAAAGGUUUUUAUGAGUUUUUGCAAAUUUAUUAAAAAUAAAAACGGAUAUAUCACAUUUACAUAAGUAUUCAGACCCUUUACUCAGUACUUUGUUGAAGCAACUUUGGCAGCGAUUACAGCCUUGAGUCUUCUUGGGUAUGACGAUGGGCCACUCAAGGGCAUUCAGAGACUUGUCCUGAAGCCACUCCUGCGUUGUCUUGGCUGUGUGCUUAGGGUUGUGUUCCUGUUCGAAGGUGAACCUUCGCCCCAGUCUGGUCCUGAGCGCUCUGGAGCAGGUUUUCAUCAAGGAUCUCUCUGGACUUUGCUCUGUUCAUCUUUCCCUCGAUCCUGACUAGUCUCCCAGUCCCUGCCUCUGAAAAACAUCCCCACAGCAUAAUGCUGCCACCACCAUGCUUCACUGUAGGGCUGGUGCCAGGUUUCCUUCAGAAGUGACGCUUGGCUUUCAGUCCAAAGUAAUAAAAUAUGGAAAAAGGGAAGUGGUCUGAAUAUUUUCUGAAUGCUGUGUACCCACUUCUCAAGGCACCACUACACCACUGCCCUUGAUUGAAUACUUUAUUGAUUACCCGUUCUUUGUCAUGUUUAAAGAGAGCUCUGCAAGGCCUAUUCAACAUGUUGGAAUCAGUUUGCAGUUUUUAUAUGUUUUUCUUCCUAUCAGCUGAUGCAGGAUUCUCCUGAUCUGAGGAACGUGGACACACUGCAGCAGCUGAUCCGUAUCCUCAACUCCUAUCAUCAACAGUGCAUCAGCGGGGACAUACGGUAAGACUCAAUUCAACAUCAUAUUGUUUGGUUUUGUAUUAAACUAAUAUACAUUUGGCCAAAAGUAUGUGGACACCUGCUCGUUUGAACAUCUCAUUCCAAAAUCAUGGGCCUUAAUAUGGAGUUGGUCCCCCUUUGCUGCUAUAACAGCCUCCACUCUUCUGGGAAGGCUUUCCACUAGAUGUUGGAACGUUACUGCGGGGACUUGCUUCCAUUCAGCCACAAGAGCAUUAGUGAGGUCAGGCACUGAUGUUGGGCGAUCAGGCCUUGUUUGCAGUCGACGUUCCAAUUCAUCCCAAAGGUGUUCAAUGAGGUUGAGGUCAGGGCUCUGUGCAGGCCAGUCAAGUUCUUCCACACCGAUCUCGACAAACCAUUUCUGUAUGGACCUCGCUUUGUGCACAGGGGCAUUGUCAUGCUGAAACAGCUGUUGCCACAAAGUUGAAAGCACAGAAUCAUCUAGAAUGUCAUUGUAUGCUGUAGCGUUAAGAUUCCUUUCACUGGAACGAAGGGGUCUAGCCCGAACCAUGAAAAACAGCCCCAGACCAUUAUUCCUCCUCCACCAAACAUUACAGUUCGGUCUAUGCAUUGGGGAAGGGAGUGUUCUCCUGGCAUCCACCAAAACCAGAUUAGUCCGUCGGACUGCCAGAUGGUGAAGCGUGAUUCAUCAAUCCAGAGAACGCGUCUCCACUGCUCCAGAGUCCAAUGGCGGCGAGCUUUACACCACUAGAGCCGACGCUUGGCAUUGCGCAUGGUGAUCUUAGGCUUGUGUGUGGCUGCUCAGCCAUGGAAACCCGUUUCAUGAAGCUCCCAACUAACAGUUAUUGUGCUGACAUUGCUUCCAGAGGCAGUUUGGAACUCGGUAGUGAGUGUUGCAACCGAGGACAGACGAUUUUUACACGCUACGCGCUUCAGCACUCGGCGGUCCCAUUUUGUGAGCUUGUGUGGCAUACCACUUCACGGUUGAGCCGUUGUUGCUCCUAGACAAUUCCACUUCACAAUAACACUUACAGUUGACCGGGGCAGCUCUAGCAGGGCAGAAAUUUGACGAACUGACUUGUUGGAAAGGUGGCAUCCUAUGACGGUGCCAUGUUGAAAGUCACUGAGCUCUUCAGUACGGGCUAUUCUACUGCCAGUGUUUGUCUAUGGAGAUUGCAUGGCUGUGUGCUCGAUUUUAUACACCUUUCAGAAACGGGUGUGGCUGAAAUAGCCGAAUGUGUGUCCACAUAGCUUCACAUCACUUAAACAUUAAACUUGACGUUUUCCACGGUAUAUAUUGAGCCAUAGUUGUAUUUCUUAUUUCUCAUGAUACUUUCUACCUCCUAGGUUUGGCAUCAAUUGCCCAGUGUGCCUAUCAGAGCUCAAAGAGCCAUCCACACUGCCCUGUGGACAUGUCUUCUGUCUGUCCUGCAUCCAGAGCAGCCUCCAGACAGACAGGCAUUACUGUCCCAAGUGCAGGGAAGACCUGCCACCAAACUUCCAACCCUCUGUGUCUAAAACCAUCAAGUGAGUUCAGAGACGGCCUUCAACAUCCACCUGUCGACCAUCUUACCUAAUUUACCUUUUCUCUGAAGCGGGCGUUUGUCUUUACCCCAUCACACAGAACAAACUUUAUACAAAUUGUAGUGGAAAUAUUUUUAUGAACGUGAUAGUGUCCAGCAUUCACAGUGAAUGCAUUGACUCCAGUGCUGUAACAAAGCCCUGUGUUAUCUCAGGUCAGCCCUGCAGCAGUGUGCAGAGAUCAGGGGCUGCUGUAACUCCUUCUUCCUGGAGGUGGUGUCCCGGUUCUGUCUGUCUGAUGGGGAGAGCCCCAGAGAGGGCGUCAUAGAGCUGCUCUUCUCACUACUCAUCUCUGCACAAGGUGAGUGCCCUGGAGGAGAUGGGAAUCCAUUUUGAGUGGUACUGCAGCUACAGUGUAGCAGCUGGAGACAAUUCAAAUAUUAAAGAAAAACAUUAAAUCUACAUGUUUCCGAUUUUGUAUGCCUGCAAGUUUUAGAGUUCAAAAUGUUGAUUAUAAAAGGCUUGUGUGUGCUUGUGUGUGCUUGUAGGGAAUGUGUACAGGACCAGAGAGCUCACUCCCUUCCUAGAGUGUGUUGACAACAGUCCUGUUGUCCGCUCUGUACUGCCUAAACUCCUGCUGCAAUACAGGUACUUCAAAGUAUACAUCCUACACUGACAUAUACUAACAUACGCACACAUUUCUCUCACAUUGUCUAUGAAAGAGCUGGCCUUACUCUGUCACUUAAAAACAAAGACUGAGAUUGAAAAAAUCUAAAGUAUUGUGUUUAUUUAAAAAACAGCAUUUCCAGAGCAAGUAAAAACCAAUUGUAGUAUUGGUGGUAAUAGGGUUUUCAUAGGCAAUGGGUUAGUUAUAGUGACAUAUUUUGGGGUGGUUUGUAGGUGUGGAGUUAUUAUAGUUGGUUAUAGUGGACUAGUAGAGUAGGCUAGAGUGAGUAAUAAGCAAUUUUGUGGCAGUGAUUUCGGUUUAGAAUGUUGAAGCCUGCAUUCCGUCAUUUAUAGUUGAAGUAUGAAUGGUAGCAAAAAGCUGUGUUGAAGCCAUCUAAGUUGAGUCGGUCUGCACAUUUCAACGUUGGGUUGGUGUUUGCAGGUGAAACGGAUCAAGAGCAGUGGCAAAUCCAGAUUUUGCCUUUGGAGUCUAUGAAGCGUUUAUGCUAAUUUAAAACGGUUAUAGUUCAAAAAGUAUGAAAGCUUGCUUCCAGACCGGAAGGAACUCUGGGGCCUUGGCUGGUAGAGGUGUAGAAUGAUUGGGGCCUUUUCUCAAUUGCAUACUUCUCGCGUCCUCUCUCCUCGCCUCUUUCUCAAAACCCAUUGGGUGACCAUCAAGUCGAUGGUCACCGCCUUUCAUAGUGUGUUGCAUUCUGGGGAUCAAAAUUGUUCGACUUGUGUCUACAUGUCGACUGCAUGAACUUUACAAAAAUCAUGUGAGGUCAUGAAUUUUUAACUGUAGUCGACUGCAAGUUUCUGCAGUUGCUCUUCACUGACUUCGUCCUGCAGCCAUCGCCUGCAUUGUGGGAGGCUCUAUUGUCAACAAAUAAUCAGGGUGUUUUUGUUUGACCCACGAGAACGUGACCAAAGACUUGACUGAAACAGGAACCAACUCUGCCGCAAUUAAUGUAUUCAGUGGAUAUGUACAAAUUAAUGUGAUAUUUGAGACUCUUUCUCACUAAUCGAUAGUACAAUGUACACACAUAUAUUUUCAGUUUGUGAGUGUGUGAUAUGGGGGUUGGAGACAUGUUUAUUUCGACAUUAUAAAGAACAACUUUUAUAAACAAUGGCAACACUGCCAUGUUGCACUGAGCCUUGCUGUUGGAAAACCACAUCAGUGUCUGACUUUCGGCUGUCGCAAAUCAAAUAAAAAUCUAAUUUUAUUUGUCACAUGCUUGGUAAACUACAGGUGUAGACUAACAGUGAAUUGCUUCCAUACGGGCCCUUCCCAACAAUGCAGAGAGAAAGAAAAGAGAAAUAAUAGAAAAGUAAUAACAUGUAAUAAUAAAACGUAUAAUAAAUACACAAUGAGUAACGAUAACUUGACUAUAUACGAUACAAUAUACUUUAUACUCCAUUUACAUGGAAAUUCAUUCUGUGACGUCAGCAUACAAAUUCACAAACACAACACAAUAUUAUAUUACAUGCAGUACGGAAAACUAGAACGUUAGUAAACAAGUCACACAUUUACAUUUUCACAUAUUCAAAGUCUCCGCGUCCUUCUGUCAACCGUGUAUUGUGCCUACAUCUGUCCUGUCCCACUGUUCAGCAGCACGAUGGCUGAUGGAAUGGAACUUGCUCCUAUUCUUACUGAACAGUGGGACCCUUAAACUCCUUCUGGAAGGCAGCAGCUCAAAAGAUUGGGCAAGAUUGUGUGUGGGGUCCUCUAUGAUGCGUUUGGCCUUGUCCUUUGCCCAUUUAUCAUAGAGGCCCUGAAGCCCCCCGCACUGCAGCCUGCGGAGCUUGGACCCCAGGUUCACAGUCCGCCUGAGGAUACCCUUAUUAGCCACUGA
Molecule: messenger RNA, 37645 nt
Organism: Coregonus sp. 'balchen'
Lineage: Eukaryota; Metazoa; Chordata; Actinopteri; Salmoniformes; Salmonidae
Source: the annotation of a GenBank genome assembly